Molecule: messenger RNA, 768 nt
Organism: Acanthosepion pharaonis
Lineage: Eukaryota; Metazoa; Mollusca; Cephalopoda; Sepiida; Sepiidae
Source: the annotation of a GenBank genome assembly
AUGGAUGUGGCUGCGCGUACCAAAGACACAACUCUUAAAGCGUUCUUCAAACUUUGUCGACAGGACGAGUUUGCUAGGACUCUACUGUACCCAGACGUGCCUUCAUACUACGUGUGGAUAAAAAAAAACACCUGGGCUCGGCGGAAGUGCGAGACCAACGUCGGGGGCUAUCCAGGCGUCAAAAAAGACGCCACACUCGGAAGGGUAUUCACGGUUCCCCCAUCGCGACAGGAAUGUUUUUACUUGCGACUCCUUUUGGAAGACGACAGCCAGUGGGAUGCCACAAUGGCUGAGGGAGCUCUUUUAAAAUUGCCCUCUGCUUUGCCCCACCUCUUCACCACAAUCUUACAAAUGUGCGAACCCUGUGAUCCCAAAUCACUUUGGGACAAAUACAAGGACUUUUUGUCCGAAGACAUACUCAGAGAAGCACAACUGAUGUGUCCAACAAUGGCUCUUACAUUCAACCAUGAAAUUUACAACAGGGCGCUUAUAAUCAUUGAGAACCUGUUUGUUGAAAUGGGGGGGGGAUCUCUCGCGGCUAUUGGGCUUCCAACGCCAGAUCGUGUGGCUUCCUCCAGUCUCUCACCUGAGAUUGGACGGGAGACAUCCUACUCUGUUGAAGAGAUCAACGCCUAUGUCACAACAAAUGAGCCAAAACUUCUCGUAGACCAAAUGGCCGCUUACGAUGCUGUUCUUGCAUCCACCAGGCAGGAUGCAGGAUCAAUUUUCUUCCUGGAUGCGCCUGGGGAACGGGAAAAACGUUCGUAG